AUGGAAAGUGCUUUGAGGUUUUUAACAUCCAAGGACUUGAAUGUUGCUAAUCUUCAUUCCUGUCCACACUGCAGCUAUUCCACUCGUCGAGCCAGUAAUAUGACAAGACACGUGCGUAUUCAUACUGGUGAACGUCCUUAUAAUUGUCUCUUCUGUGAGUAUAAAUGUAAAAGGAAAGAUGACUUGAAGAAGCACAAUUUAAAAUCAUCAUUGAAACGUCACAUGUUGACUCACACUAAUGAACGUCCAUUUAAAUGUUCUUACUGCAAUUUCAGCUCAAAACGGAAUGCUGACCUUAAGAGCCACUUAAUGACUCAUUUCAACAAACAUAAAUUUCAAUCGACUGUGCAUCAUGAAUGA
This is a messenger RNA of Uloborus diversus, 360 nucleotides long. RefSeq names its product zinc finger protein 513-like. The record is from RefSeq and is a predicted model, not a curated record. Gene Ontology annotation, molecular function: DNA-binding transcription factor activity; RNA polymerase II cis-regulatory region sequence-specific DNA binding. Gene Ontology annotation, biological process: regulation of transcription by RNA polymerase II. The coding region runs from base 1 to 360 and encodes 119 amino acids. NCBI's taxonomy places the organism in Eukaryota, Metazoa, Arthropoda, Arachnida, Araneae, Uloboridae. The transcript has 2 exons.